AUGACAUAUUUCUUUUGCAAUGACUGCAAAGCAUGUACCCCAAUAGUCAUUGAUAACAGGUUAGGCCAAACUAUAUGUUCUAUUUGUGGUCUUCUUUUGGAUCAAUUCCAUCUCGUCUCCGUUAAUGAGACCUCGGAAUUCGAAAAUGAUUCUAACACUAAUCCUGAUACAAUCGGCGGUCCGACGAAUGAUAGUAAUAGAAUCGAAUCUGAUGCCAAUCCUAGUCCUGAUAAAAUCAGUGACCCGAGAAACGAUAGCAUUUUGAAAUCUGGAAUUGCAGACUCAAAAAUAAUCUCUAGAAACAAGAAAACUGAUCGCCUUUCAGAUGGAUUUGAAAGAAUUGAAUCAAUGGCUAAGAAAUUAUCUCUGGAUUCCGCGAUUACACAUCGUGCUAAAAAAAUCUUCAAGAAACUUUACGAGAAUCAUCAUUCUCGAGGGAAGAGUAAUGAUAUAUUUCCGGCUGCUUGUAUAUUCUUCGUUUGUCGACAAGAAAAGAAUCCACGAACAUUGAAAGAGAUUUGUUUCGUUUUGGAGGAUGGAAUUAGUGCGAUGAAAAGUAUCGUGAAGGAGAAUUCAUACAUUGAGCAUCAUUUAAACAAAAAUACGCCUGUGAUUGGUGAAAAUAAAAUUGCGAGUGCUGCCGAUUAUGUAAAAAGAUUUUGUACUAAUUUAGGUAUUUUGUAUGACCGUGAUAUAAAAGCAGCAUUUGAGGCGGCACAAAACUCAGAAAAGAUUGAUAUUAGGAGGAGUCCACCGUCAUUGGCUGCAGCUAUGAUUUACAUUGUUUGUUUCUUUUUGAAAAAGCCGAAACCACUAUCAUUGAAAAAUAUUGCGGUUGUUAGUAGUGUUGCUGAGGGAACCAUUAGAAGUGUUUGUAAAGAUGUUAAGCCUCAUUUACCCAAGAUUAUUCCUACUUGGUUUGCUGAGAAAGAUGAAUUAUUGAAGGCUUCUUUCCCUGAUAGUAUAUAG
Amaranthus tricolor (Joseph's coat) is the source of this 969-nucleotide messenger RNA. Its product is annotated as transcription initiation factor IIB-2-like. The transcript has a single exon. Gene Ontology annotation, molecular function: TBP-class protein binding. Lineage: Eukaryota; Viridiplantae; Streptophyta; Magnoliopsida; Caryophyllales; Amaranthaceae. Gene Ontology annotation, cellular component: nucleus; transcription preinitiation complex. The record is from RefSeq and is a predicted model, not a curated record. The coding region runs from base 1 to 969 and encodes 322 amino acids. Gene Ontology annotation, biological process: transcription preinitiation complex assembly; DNA-templated transcription initiation.